AGAAGAAGAAGAGGAGGAGGAGGAAGAAAAACCUAGAUCACGACUUUCUUUACCUAUCUCUGUGGAAUCGAUUGCGAAUAGACACACCAAUAAGAAACAAAAGCCUAUGAUUUCAGCCAAUCCACCCAGUGAACACAUGAAAGAACAGAUUAAGGCGCGUUUUUCUAUUGGUCAGACAACAAGUCUAGAGGAUCCUUUACUCAGUCUACCUACCAAAACAACAAAACCGACCCUUGUGAGAAGAAAGCGAAAAUUAACAGGUGGCAUUAAACUCGUCCAGGAGAAACCUACGAUUGUCCUCACGAGUAUGACGGUUUCUGUUCGUAAACAAUGUCAAGAUAUCGUUCAAAAACUAGGUCAUUAUGAACUUGCAACAGAAGUGACUGAACAUACAACACAUGUAUUAGUGGGUGCACAAAGAAGAACAAAAUUAUUGACCCUGGGUAUUGCAAGAGGUGCAUGGAUCCUGAGACCUGAUUGGUUAAUACAGAGUGAUUCAAGAGGCCAAUAUGUUUCAGAAAAAGAAUACCAAGUGACAGAUUGGUAUCCUGGCAUUGAGGCAGCACAUCAGCGUGUUCCUUUGAUACCCCACGCAACACGUAUUAAAGUAGUUUCAUCUACAAGCGAGAUUGAAUUUAUAGAACAACUGGUGGUCUUGUUAGGUGGGACUGUUGUCUCUAAAGCACAGGAAGCAGAUAUUGUGAUCACAAAUGAACCCAAUGGCAAAAAGAAACAUGUAUUGGAUAACUGGCUGUUUGAGUGUAUUGAACAAUGGCAAUAUCUUCCCAUCAACGAUGAUACAGAAAAAAUAAAAAAAUUAGAAUAAAAUCUGAUUGGUUGACAUGAGCUGCAUGAAUUUUGUUGCAUGUAACCUUUAUAGAUAUAAAAGCAGAUGGCCGAUUUCUUUCUUUCUUUUUUUUAAAAUUUAAUUUUAUUAUUAUCAUGCCUGGUCCUAUUACAUUUUUCUCUUUAGGUGCUGCUGGUGCCACUGCUUAUUAUGUCAACCGCCGAAACUCAAUGACUUCUGAUACUUCUCCUGUAGACAAUGCUAAUAUGACACCAAUUCAAGUUGCUAGAAGACGUUCAAGCACUGUGAUCCCUGAUCAUGAUUGGCCAGCUCAUAAACAAGCUGAAUAUCUCUGGCGUCGUAAUAAUGGAGCUAGCUUCAGUCAUAACUCAGAGCCUAAGUAUCCUACCAGUUUACAAAACAAAGACCUUCAACAAACCUCCAAGUAAAAAUAAAAUAAAAUAUUAUUAUAUCUUU
Gilbertella persicaria is the source of this 1264-nucleotide messenger RNA. RefSeq lists its product as uncharacterized. Lineage: Eukaryota; Fungi; Mucoromycota; Mucoromycetes; Mucorales; Choanephoraceae. The transcript is spliced from 5 exons. The record is from RefSeq and is a predicted model, not a curated record. Gene Ontology annotation, biological process: mitotic cell cycle. Bases 107 to 826 code for a protein of 239 amino acids.